CAAGUAUUGGAAUAGGACACUGCUUUGUUCAACAGUAGGGGGGAGGCAAACGAUCACAGUAGCUUUGCCUGCUACAAUCGGUCAAUACAAUCUCCUAGGGCGGGCUAUCCCAUUUCAUCUGUGUCUAGCUGUAUUGUUACGUUAACUUUCAAAUAUUUGUCUUGCCUGGACCCUCAGGAUUUCUACCAAGGGAUGUCAAAGCGAGUGCGAAGCAGAGAGGUCUGCGCUGAUUGCAGUGCUCCGGAGCCACGCUGGGCCUCUGUGAACAGGGGUGUGUUGAUCUGCGAUGAGUGCUGCAGCAUCCAUCGAGGACUGGGGCGACACAGCUCUCAGGUCCGACAUCUGAAUCAUUCUCCAUGGCCAUCGUCGCAGAUACAGAUGGUCCAGACACUGUAUGGUAAUGGAGCUAAUUCCAUAUGGGAGCAUAGCCUUCUGGACCCUUCUUCUUCUGUGAGUGGGAAGCGCAAAGCCAACCCCCAGGACAGAGUUCAUCCCAACAAGACGGAAUUCAUCAAGGGCAAAUAUCAGAUGUUGGUGUAUGUCCAUCGCAUGCCUUGUCGGGAGGAUGACAGUGUUACUGCAAAAGACCUCAGCAAGCAACUGCACUCCAGUGUUCGGACUGGAAACCUGGAGACCUGCCUGAGACUCUUAUCUCUGGGAGCACAGGCCAACUUCUUCCACCCAGAGAAAGGCAACACUCCACUACACAUAGCAGCAAAAGCAGGACAAAUGUUACAAGCAGAACUGUUGGCAGUUUAUGGAGCUGAUCCGGGGGCUCUGGACUCCAGUGGAAAGACCCCCAUCGAUUAUGCAAGACAAGCUGGGCAUCAGGAUCUGGCAGAGAGGCUGGUGGAGAUACAGUACGAACUCACUGACCGCUUAACAUUUUACCUCUGUGGAAGAAGACCAGAUCACAGAAAUGGGCAACACUUCAUCAUUCCACAGAUGGCAGACAGAAAUGACAGCCUGGAUUUGUCAGAGUUUGCAAAAGCUGCAAAGAAGAAGCUCCAGUCGCUGAGUAAUCAUCAGUUUGAGGAACUUGCCAUGGAUGUUUACGAUGAAGUCGACAGAAGAGAAACGGAUGCAGUGUGGUUGGCCACUCAGAACCACAGCACACUGGUUACAGACACCACAGUUGUGCCUUUUCUUCCGGUCAAUCCAGAGUACUCAUCCACCAGGAACCAGGGUCGUCAAAAAUUGGCACGGUUUAGUGCUCAUGAAUUUGCCACCCUGGUUAUUGAUAUUCUCACUGAUGCUAAACGGCGGCAGUGGGGUAAUUCCUGCGACAGUCCCAAAGAGAACGUGGAGUUGAUCCUUCAGGGAAUAGACAGUCGCCAUAACAGUGACAGCCAGGAUAAUGACCAGCCUGAUUACGACAGUGUGGCAUCAGAUGAAGAUCCAGUGCACGAGGCCACCUGUGGGGACAGCAGCACUGACCGAAGGACCAAGAGCUCAGAGUCAUCUGACCUCUCCGAUGGACCAAUCACAGUGCAUGAAUUCAUGGAGGUGAAGACUGCCCUCACUGCAUCGGAAGCCAAAAUACAGCAGCUUCUCAAGGUCAACUGUCACCUCAGUGAAGAGCUGCGGAGCAUGCAGGGCAAGCUGAACUCCCUGCAGACUGAAAACACAACACUGCGAUGGCAACCCCCCAGCGGACAACAACAACACCUACAGGGGCCCUUAGGUCGACACCCGCCCCGCGGCGGCCGCGCCAUGUCCAUGUAUGAGACCGGCUCUUCCCCGAGGCAGUACCCCCACCGAGUGGAGGCGGCUCGGCAUGAGGACGGAGUCGUUUUACAACCCUUCCCUACCAACAUUGGGAGGGGUCCUUUGGGGACGGCUGCUUCCUCCCUCCCUACCUUCCCCUCUUCCCUGUCCUGGUCGUGGGACGAGCGAUCUCGAAGGGGCUGCAGUCUGGAAGGACAGAGUAUGAUGCUGGAGAACGAUUACGACACUACGCCCAACCACUCCACUGAAAUGGAGGAAGCUGGCAGCCCUCUUCCAUCCUCUGAAUCAGUGGCACAUGGAGAGGAGGGUGAGGAUGAUGGCACCCUGCCGUGCACAGAGGACGUCAUCUGUAAGACGGAGCAGAUCACCAAGAACAUUCAGGAGCUGCUGAGAGCCGCCCAGGAGACCAAGCAUGAAAGCUUCCUGCCUUGUUCAGAAAAGAUCUGCGUGGCUGUGAAAGAGAUGGCCGCCCUGUUUCCCAAGAGGCCGUCUUCGGACACGGUUCGAGGGUCUCUGUAUCUCCUCACGUCCAGCGCCAGCCGACUGCACGGAGAGUGCCAGAAGGCCGCAGAGCACAACCCCUGCCCGUCGGACAUCCAGCUGGUCACUCAGCAGGUCAUCCAGUGCGCCUAUGACAUUGCCAAAGCUGCCAAGCAACUUGUCACUGUGACAACCAAAGAAAACAAUAACUAACUAAAAAUCCAAAGACAUUCCUGAUGCACCCAAAAUAGUUUAUUUAGAUACCGCUAAUUUUUGUUUAAUCAGUGUUAACACGCUUUUUUCUAAUUAGGCGGCAAUUAUUUACGUACAUUCCUUAAAAAAAACAAGAUGCACCAUGUAAAAUGACAGACCAAUCUAAACAUUAUUGUGAUGUUUUUGUAUCAUGGGUAAUACAGAGUAAACAAACACCUUUAAAGCUGUAGGAUAGAAUCUGUUACGCCUCUUAACCUCACAAAGAGAUAACAGUUUAAUCCACACAAAAUCCAAAAGUGCAAUGUUGUGUGUGUGUGUAUAUAAACAAAGAACAACAAGCCUUCUACAUUGUACUUUUCCACAUAGAGGUCAUCAUAUAGAUACACCUUUAUCUACACCAUUGUCAUCUGUUUAUUUUCCUUUUUUAUUUGAAAUGUUUUUAAGAUGCAAUGACAGUAUUUUAGUCUUGAACCAUUGUGAUGCCACUUGCUUAGAGUUCAAAUGUUUGUUUGGUGAUUAUGAAAGUAGCUUCAGUGCAUAGAGCACCAUGUAAGGCCAGCAGUACAAACGGUGGUCUAACCUUCAUUCCAUCCAGCAGCUCCAGCAGGGGAUUCAGCAAAGUGACAAUAGUCCUUGGAGUUAUAAUGUUACAGCCAUACUUCUGAUGUUGUGUAUGUGUGUGUGUGUGUGUGUGUGUGAGAGAGUGUGUCGGCGCAGUUGUCACAGAGAUGGCAUCGAUGGCCCCUGUGAAACCCAUUUUGAAUCAAUUUUAAUAGCAUUAUGCAAAUAUAUAAGAUGUAUGUAUCUAUGUAAUUCUUUAUCAAAAUAAUCCAAAUGCUAUUCUAUUUAUGAACUGUGUGUCAUACCUCUAAGAAAAUAUUAAUGUUUAUUUUCAUAAGCUUUUGUUUAACAUGAUGCUCCUCGCAGACUAACUUUUGUUCUGAGGUUUGGGACGUCUCAGCUGGCAGUGAGUUAUGGGCAACCUGUGAUCUCUCGUCUAUUUGGUGUGGUGCUCUAACUCCAGUGUGUUCAAUGCUACCUGUGGUCACAUGCGUACAGCUAUGGUUUACAAUCACUGAAGUUAAUGUGCCCUUAAAGUUAGAGUAGAACUCGGGUCUUAUGUUUCAUUUGUUGUUGUGAGCCAGAUCAGUCUCAACCAGGGGUGUAAAGCUAACCAGAAAACACUUCACACGCCAACAACGACAAUUAAAUAUUACUCAAGUAGCUUUACAAAAGCUUUCUCAAUAGGUUGCCUGGAUGGAGAACAGGUUUAAGACUCAACAAGAGGAUUAUUAAAAUGAUUCAAACUAUGUUCAGUACAGAUGAUUACACCAUUAAAGUAUUCAUUUUUAUUUUAAAAGUAAUUUUUAGUUUUGGACCAAAACCGUUCUGAUGGUUUGCUUACGAGCUUGUUUUGUAACUGCAUUGCACAGUCUAGGCAGUGUAAUUUUUUUUUUUUAUGACUUAAUUAAAAAAAAUAAUGUCUGCAUCUUUUUUUCAGGAUGUUUUGACCAUGCAAAAGUAUUGUUAUUUUCUAACAAUUAAUUAUAAAUGUGGACAGAUGUUCUUAAUGCAAAACGAUGUAACAUUCCAGUAACUCAGUCCAUUAUGCUUCAACCUCUUUUUAAAGUUAGUGAGUGUAAUGAACUGCUGAAUUGUGCAUUUUAUUGCUUAAUAAUCCAGCUUUCGUUUGUAAAAGAAGAAUGUCUUAUUUCCUCUUUAAAGAUUUUAAAGUCAUUUUAAUGAUAAACUUCCUGAAAUAAUGACGUACUAUAUCAAAAAUACCUUCUUUGAGAUACCAAGUCAUUAUUUUGAGGAUGUCAAUCAUCAUAAUGACUUGCAAGAUAUAUUUGUUUUAAUUAAAAAAAUAUUGAAGUUCAUUGGUGCCUGCUCUCACUGGCAGCAAUGGGCUUCCAUAUGAUGCAUAUUUGUUUCAACCUAAUAUAAUGAUUAAUCCAAGGGAUUACUAAAUAAGAAAAAUCCUUCUCUAGGCUAUACAAAAAAAACACAUUUUAAAAUUACAAAAUAUAUUUUUUAAAGUACAUUUUUGUCAAAAGCUAAAAUACAAAUGUUUUCAGUUACUUUCCACCCCUGGUUUCAACCCUGACAUUUGAUAUCCUGUAACUUCUAGCCUGCCACUGCCUCUGUGGUUGAAAACAAUUUCUGCCUUAGGUUUAAUAAAGUAUAAUUCAUACCUCAAA
This is a messenger RNA of Gymnodraco acuticeps, 4622 nucleotides long. It is a transcript of the gene git2b, whose product is annotated as G protein-coupled receptor kinase interacting ArfGAP 2b. Gene Ontology annotation, biological process: regulation of ARF protein signal transduction; brain development. Bases 193 to 2421 code for a protein of 742 amino acids. Gene Ontology annotation, molecular function: protein binding; GTPase activator activity. The transcript is spliced from 21 exons. The record is from RefSeq and is a predicted model, not a curated record. Lineage: Eukaryota; Metazoa; Chordata; Actinopteri; Perciformes; Bathydraconidae.